Molecule: messenger RNA, 869 nt
Organism: Punica granatum (pomegranate)
Lineage: Eukaryota; Viridiplantae; Streptophyta; Magnoliopsida; Myrtales; Lythraceae
Source: RefSeq, a predicted model, not a curated record
AAGAGAGGUGUACGGCCACAAACGUUAGGUGUUUUCUCUCUCCUCUCUCUUUUCGCCGAAGAGUCGAGAAGGAAAGAAGACGACGAGAAAAUCUUUCUACCGAUCAGCGCAUCCGUCGUCUGCUCCGAUCCGCCGCCGGCCAAGAUGUCGUCUCCGAGGAAGAUCACCCUGAAGAGCUCAGAUGGCGAGACAUUCGAGGUGGACGAGGCGGUGGCCGUCGAGUCCCAGACGAUCAAACACAUGAUCGAGGACGACUGCGCCGAUAACGCCAUCCCCCUCCCCAACGUCACCAGCAAGAUCCUCGCCAAGGUGAUCGAGUACUGCAAGAAGCACGUCGAGUCCAGCAGCUCCGAGGAUCGCGCCAACGACGAUGAGCUCAAGUCCUGGGACGCCGACUUCGUCAAAGUCGAUCAGGCCGCCCUGUUCGAUCUCAUCCUGGCUGCAAAUUAUCUCAACAUCAAGAGCUUGUUAGACCUGACAUGCCAAACUGUCGCGGACAUGAUCAAGGGUAAGACUCCUGAGGAGAUCCGCAAGACCUUCAAUAUUAAGAAUGACUUCACACCUGAGGAGGAGGAAGAGGUUCGGCGAGAAAACCAGUGGGCCUUUGAGUGACAGUCUCCUGCUGAAAUGAACAGAGACAAUUCUGAUGAUUAAGACCUUCAAUAUCAUAGUUCUAGGUGGUUUUCCUUGAUUCCGAAGUAAGUGUGUAGGUACCCUAUGUGUCUAUAGAUUCGUGGGCAUGCGUGUCUGGGACCUCCUUUGUGGAUGUAUGCUUGUGCUCAUGCACGUUAAGACGGUGAAUUUUAUUUCCUGCACCACUGAUUCUCUGAUGGAAUUUUGAUAAUCGCUGGUAAUCCUUAAACGCAAAA